Molecule: messenger RNA, 165 nt
Organism: Aureobasidium melanogenum CBS 110374
Lineage: Eukaryota; Fungi; Ascomycota; Dothideomycetes; Dothideales; Saccotheciaceae
Exons: 1
Cellular component (GO): membrane
Source: RefSeq, a predicted model, not a curated record
UUAGCUAACAAUUCGCAGGGUGGACUCUUUCUUGCCAUCGUAGCUCUUUUCCUACCUCCACUAUCCGUCCUCAAAAGAACGGGCUGCGACCAUCAUCUGUUCAUCAAUAUCGUCCUCACCUUGUUCGGCUGGACACCUGGUAUUCUGCAUGCCUGGUACAUCAUU